AUGAAGCUCAUCAUCGGUGGUUCGACCGGUUUCGUCGGCACAGAGCUUGUGCGACAGGCCCUACUCCACCCGCACAUCACCUCCGUCGUGGCUCUCGGCCGGCGCGAGACGCCCGUACCAUCAGGCUCGGAGGCUGGCGGCGCGAAACUGCGAUCUGUGGUCUGUGACGAUUUCGAGACGUACAACACGGCCGUCCAGAAGGAACUGGAAGGCGCCGAUGCCUGCAUCUGGACCAUCUCGAUCACGCCUUCGAAACUCAAGGACGUGCCCUGGGAGGAAACGUGCAAAAUCUCCCGCGACUAUGCCGUCGCGGCCAUAAAGCACCUGGCGGCCGGCAGAGCCCAGUCAGACACACCGACGCCGUUCCGCUUCAUCUACAUGAGCGGCAUUCAUGCAAAGCGUGACCGCGCAGAGGCCGAAAAGGUCGAACUACUCGUCAAAAACCCCACGAUGCUGGAAUACACCUUAAUACGGGGAGAUGCGGAGGUCCAGAUCCUCGAAGUUGCGAAGCAGUCCAAUGGAAAGGUCGAGGCGUGCGUCACCCGGCCGGGAUUGAUCCUCGGCGCGGACAGUGAAAGGCGGGCGAUACCUGGUAUUCCGAGCAUCGAGGUCGAAGAGAUUGCUGCUGCCCAACUACACCAGGUGAUCAAUGGAUUCAAGGCAGAGCUGGUUGGACACGACGACCUGGUCAGCCUCGGACAGGAAGUCUUGUCUAAAAGGUAA
Molecule: messenger RNA, 723 nt
Organism: Cryphonectria parasitica EP155
Lineage: Eukaryota; Fungi; Ascomycota; Sordariomycetes; Diaporthales; Cryphonectriaceae
Product: putative nucleoside-diphosphate-sugar epimerase
Exons: 3
Coding region: 1-723 (240 amino acids)
Source: RefSeq, a predicted model, not a curated record